AGCACACAGGAAGUUAGCUGAAACAAGGACAAUGCUCGCGGCGGCUCUAAUUAAUUGGCUAAAUAAAUCGCGGGUGAAUUUUCUGCUCCUCACCGCAACAAUUAAUUAAAGACGAGAUGCUGAAGGAUGAGAGACAACAAACAGAAACAAAUGAGAGAAACUAAUGCUGGAUCUGGCAGGAUGACAAGUGAACCUAAUCAAGAGGAUAGUAGAGAGAGACAGAGAGAGAGAGACACACAGAGAGAGAGAGAGCGAGAGAGAGAGAGAGAGAGAGGUUGUCAGUAGGUGUCCCUCUCCCCAGUGUCCAGCCCCCAACUUUGACGUCACAGGCUGAGAGACACAAAACAAGCCGCUCUCAGCUGAGCUCCUCACUCGAUUCCUCACUCGCACACGCUCCGACGCACAUCCACCGUCUGCCGUCAGACACCUGCUCCGACGCCCGCUCAGCCCUGAGCCGGGGGGCGCGUACGCUCCUCGUCCCUCCACUACAACGAGAAGGACCAGCCGGUCUCUCACUCCUCAGGACUGAACCAUGCCCUGUCUCUUGUGAGUGAUGCCUGCCCCUGUGUGAAACUGCCGACGGGAGCGCACACCGGAGAAAGGAGCGCUUCCAUUGCCUCCCCCCCCCCCAACCCCAGAAAAAAAACUCCCCCGUCCCAAAUAAGCAGCAGAUGUGACAGAAGAGGAGAGGCGGAGAGAGAAACACAAUCUCCCCAACCCCUCCUUCCCUCAUCUGGGAGAACAAUACCCAGACUCCAGUUGGAGAGGGGUCAGCUUUUGUCCCUCUCCCCACGCUCCCGCUACAAGAGCCAAGAGCAGACAGACGCGCUGACACAUUGACCCGCUGCUGCGAGACGAGAAGCCGGCGCAACAACACUUGCUGCGCGGUUUUUUUUAUGUGUGUAUUUUGAUUCAGUACUUGGACAGCUCCUGAGCAACAAAGAUGCAGACCCCAUGUUCGCUCCAGCUUGGCCCCUCGCCGUCCCUGGGAUCGCAGGGCAGCACCGGCGGCAUCCACCAGCUGGAAGAGAAGCAGCUCUUUGAGAAGUUUUGGAAGGGGACUUUCAAGGCUGUGGCCACCCCGAGACCGGAGAGCGUCAUCGUGGCCAGCAUCACCGCCCGCAGGAGGGUGACCAAUUUGGAGACGACAGCCUGCCCGCCGCUCAAGACCGACGAGAGGAAGGUGGCGGCAGCGGCAGCGGACACCAGGGUGGAUGCCGCGGACAGAAACGGCUGCAUCAAGGGAAAAGGACGCAAACACCACAGUCAUCGCAGGGCCAGGAGCCCCUCCUUUGACGACGACCUCUCCCCUCGGCCCAAGGGGAAGAAGAAGAAGAGAAAGUCUGAGCGGAAGAGGAAAAGGAAAAGGUCUCCCUCCCACAGCCUGUCGCCACUGCGGAAGAAGAAAAAGAAGAAGAAGAAGAGCUCCAAGAAAAGCAAGCGGCAUAGGUAUACCUCCAAAAAGUCAAAACGCAGCUCUUCGAGUUUGAAACAUAAGAGAAAGGAUGAACGCAAGCACAAGAAAAGUUCACGGACUCACUCGAGGCGGAGACGACGCUAUCGGAGGUCAGAGUCGGACAGUUCCUCCUGCCAGUCUUCCACAGAGGACAGACACCAUCUGCAAAAAUCUGUGGUGCAUCAGGCAUUAGGAGACCUGGCAGCUGUAGUAGAGGAAACCAACGGACUGCUCGACCAUGCGGACUUGAAGUGGAGACCUGCAACCAAAUCAGUGUGUAAAACGGCUCCAAAAUAUCGCUCCAUCCUCUCCACCGCCACCAUUUUGUCGUCAAAACCUGGAAGCGAGCUUUUAGACGGAAAAGGGUCUCAGCACUUAACGAGCCAGACCGACGGUCCGCACGAUUACGAUUCUGGGAAUGACACAUCUUCGCCGCCAUCAAGCAAAACUGGUGUUUCUCGGGCGAGUGUCAUUGACAACAAGAGGAACCACUGUAAACGUCUGGCCUCGCCAGAGAAGCUUAAGUUCACUGACAGGGACAAUGUCUCUGAUUCAGGAAACUCUGUGACAAGCUACGCUUCCUUGUGCAAACCUUAUGGGGAGGAUGGCUUGUCUGCAACCCUUUUCAGUGGAAACCCCAAGAGAGAGCAGAUCACCCUGGGAUGUCGGGUGGAGGUUGUGAGACCUCCAAAGACCUCGCGCUGCUCCCAGAGGACGAGCAAGUCAUCUCGAAGGCGACGGAAAACCCGGUCAUCCAGCAGCAGGAGCCGCAGCAGAUCCUCGGGGAGUUCCAGAUACUCCGGACGCUACUCUCGAAGCCUGUCGCUGUCAUCUUGCAGCUCGUACUCCCACUCGCCGAGUUACUCAGCCGAUCCGAGGCGAAGAGGCAGCGUGGCCAGCUUGAGCUCCAGAGGAAGCUACUCCAGAUACAGCACUGACAGACUACGAGACAGAAAAAGGACACCGAGCUCCAGAGGGAAAGAUGUGAAGCAUGCACAUAAGGUCAGUGGGAAGAGACGGAGACGCAAAUCCUACUCUCCUAUGAAGAAAAGGAGGAGAGACUCGCCGAGCCAUCUGGAGGCACGCAGGAUCACAAGUGCCAGGAAGCGACCUAUCCCUUAUUUCCGGCCCAGUCCUUCCUCCAGCAGCCGGUCCACCAGUGUGUCGUCCUGGAGCAGCCUCUUCACCCGCAGCCGCAGUCGCAGCCCAGUCCACAGCCUCAGCCGGAGCCGGAGUAGGAGCCGGAGCCACAGCUACUCCUCCUACAGGAGCUACAGCCGCAGCUCAUCUUGGAACUCCAUUUUUGGGAGCCGCAGCAGCCGCAGCAGCCGCAGCAGGAGUCGCGGUUCGUUGAACAAACGCACCAAAACCAGGCAUUAGGUUUCUCAGAGAACAUUAAUGGACUGAAGCACCGGUCGUGUUUCCAGUCGUGAGCGAGGACGGGGGACGUUGGAGCAAUCGACUGCGUACAUCUUCGCUCUGACGCUUGAGUGGAAAUGUCCCAACAGGGGUCUGACUUUGUCUUUCACUGAUGCAGUCCUGUUCACUCUGCUCACAGAGACCAUUGGAGAUUGAAUGUCUUUUCGUUUGUUUGUUUUGUUCUCGUACUGCAUCUCCUUGCAUCGGUACUCACAAUGGCCUGAGACUGUUCAUCUCUUAGAUAUUUACAAUUGAAACUGCACAUAAGCCAGAAGCAGUAUUCCUGUGUUUGAUCAACUGACAUUAUUUAUAAGUCCAUGCACUUCAUAUUAAUUUAUUCUUUUAAAUGAAUGCUUGAAAAUUGCUGAUAACAUAUUUAUUUUAAAAAUGAUUAUACAUAAUAAGAACUGAAGGGUACCAAGAAGGGUUCAAAUGGCUUAAUUCAGUCUAGUUUUGGGGGCUAUAUAUGUGUUGGCUGAUGAAAGUUUUUAAAGUGGUGUCAUAGGACAACGGACUUUUACCAUCCCAUGUCAGGUCUGUAUGUUGUAGAUUUUGUGUAGAGAAGCGAAGUGUUGAUGUAACAUAUGAUCUGUUUGAUCAGAGUGUUGACGAAUGGCUGCAGAAGGAUCUCUGUCAGGAACGAGGCAAAAGGUUUAUUGCUCUGAUCUCGACACUUCACAAGCCAGAGAACAAGCGUGUUUCCUCUGAAAAAUGGAUCGUCGAGAACGGCCUGACGGCGAGCAAACUGCCUGUCAGCUCAAAUGUCAAAUUAGUUUAUCCUCUGAUCAGGUGGGAAACAAUUGAAAUGUCAGUCCAUGUAAUACAACAGAGAGCAAUUGAAACAUUGCGCGGGGACAAGGAGGGGGAUUUCUUUUGAAAAGAUCUUGACAGUUUCAAAGGAGGUAUUUUCCUGGCAACUUGCAGUGAAUACAGUGUUGUGAAUUUUUCUCAAGGUGUAAUAUGAAAGAAUUUGUUAAUGCAUACAAAAAUUAUCAGCAGGAUGUGAAUAACAGCUGUGACCUCUACGUGUUGUGUUGCAAAGAUACAAAUUAGCAUUUUGAUCAGCCCGGUCGGGACUGCUAGCUGCACAGCUAAUUGAGCCAACUGGCUAAAGGCAGCUAAAUCAGCAGAGUUAGCGGUUACUCUAGUGAUACGCUGCCUGCUGUUUUGAGUAUGAAUACAAACGGUCAGUUCUUACAUAUUGCACCUUUAAAGGUAAAUACAAUGGGCUUUUCUUUUUCACUGCGAUGCUUCAAAGAAUAUUUGAUUUCAAGAAGAGAAAAAAACUGAAAGAAAAAGCUGUUUCGUGUUUUGUGGUGACAUACUGAAUACAGACGUCUGAACUUGAACUUGAACAGCGUCGGUUCUCAGAUGACUUGAAUAAUGUUUUUUUCUCGUGACAGCGCCAGAACCAAACACAAAUGUCAACUAUGUUUUUAUUCCUGAGUUAUAUUACAAUAGAAGGUCAACCUUUGAAUUGUGCAGCACCAUACAUAUUUAUUACUUAUUUAAUAUUUAUUGGUUUGUUGUCCCUCUCAGUAGUGGUCAAUCUUUCUAUGCAACGCAGGCGACUUGUUAUUAUAACACUGCUGUAAUUUAUUGUUGGUUUGUUGUAAAUUAUUCUGUGGUUUUGUCACCAUCUCAUGCAUAAACCUCAAAGUAGAGGCAGGUGUUCAAAAGUAGGAGGAGCAGAAAACUGGUAUGGCAGAGCACACCGUUUUUGUUUUGGAAGGUCAGCAUUUUGGGAAAUAUGCUUAUUUGCUUUUUAUGUCAAGAGUUUGAUGAGAAUGGUGACACUACUCUCAUAUCAUCAGAUAAAGGCACUGUAGUUAAGAAUUGGCCACCUGCUGAGUUAACUUGUAACAAACAGGGGGCAGGAUAGCACCAGCGUAAGAGCAAACCGCUGUUAGCUGUUGCUGCUUUCAGCUAGUCAGCUCAGAUAGCCUUGCAGCUAGUGGUCAGGACUUGGAUGGGGGACAAACUGGAGCUAACUGUCUAGCAUGCUAACUUCAUAUCUCAGCUACUUUGGUAACCAUGCAACGAAGUACGUCGUCAUGACAUCAAAACUGAUAUUUCUUCACAUUUUGUGGAUGAUACUAGUUCAUUUUCAAAUGUUUUUCAUUAAAAUUCUUAAAUUUUGCAUCUUUAAAUAAGAAGAUAGAGCUAGCAGCGGGCUAACUAGGUUAAGCUCAAAGACUGGAAAUACGGAAAGAGCCAGAUUGGCUUUAUCAAAGUGUGAAAAAAACCUGCUGACCAACACCUUAAAAGCUCACUUUUCAAAAUAUAUAACCAGACGAAACUUUGAGUGUAAAAUUGACUAGUUUGUUUAUAUGGUAGGUUUUGUGCUCAACUUAUUCUCAACCAGGUGCAAGAAAUCCUCAAAACCCAGCCAAGAGACAGUGGUGCAUAACUACCCAUAAAACCACAGGAUUGAACAAAUGAGACAUACCAUGUAAAUGAGUGAACCUCAGAGGUGCUGGUGAAUGGAUCCUUUGCUGUUUGCCCUUGUUUCCAGUCUUUACGCUAUGCUAAGCUAUCCAGCAGCUGAUCAUUACUUCAAACUCAUCAUGGCAUCAAUCUUCAUCUGACACUUGGCAAGAAAGCAAAUAAGCAUACAGUGUUUCCUAAAAAUGUCAGACAACUCCGUUAAAGUUAUUUUUCCAAGGCUGCUUAACUUAAACUGCCU
Molecule: messenger RNA, 5561 nt
Organism: Acanthopagrus latus (yellowfin seabream)
Lineage: Eukaryota; Metazoa; Chordata; Actinopteri; Spariformes; Sparidae
Gene: srrm4
Product: serine/arginine repetitive matrix 4
Exons: 13
Coding region: 944-2836 (630 amino acids)
Biological process (GO): neuron maturation; mRNA processing; regulation of RNA splicing
Cellular component (GO): nucleus
Molecular function (GO): mRNA binding
Source: RefSeq, a predicted model, not a curated record